AUUGUGAGAAAGCCUGGGAGUGGCAGGAAGGAGGAGAGGCAGAGGAGAAAGACGAAGAGGUCAAGCAGCUGUACGCGAAUCAGGAUUUCCCUGAGUAUUUACACAGCAUCCUUCCAUUUACGGCAGCAGUAUGGCUGAGGGCUCAGUGUCUCUGGCAGAGGUGGAGACCUCCUUCCAGAAGUUUGCAGUCCAUGGCGACACUAAAGCCACAGGGAAGGAGAUGAACGGCAAGAACUUCGCUAAGCUCUGCAAGGACUGCAACAUCAUCGACGGCAAGAACGUCACCACUACAGAUGCUGACAUUGUUUUCAGCAAAGUCAAGGCAAAGUCGGUUCGUGUAAUCACAUUUGAGCAGUUCAGCCAGGCCCUGACAGAGUUGGCUCCCAAACGAUUCAAAGGCAAAAGCAAAGACGAGUCGCUUCAGCAGCUCUAUGGUCUCAUUGUUGGUAAGGAGCCUGCCAACGUCGGAAUCACUAAAGUAGCGAAGGCAGCAGCAGUGGACAGACUGACCGACACCACCAAAUACACCGGAGCGCACAAGGAGCGGUUCGACGAGUCAGGCAAAGGUAAAGGAAAGGCCGGACGCGAGGACAUCCCCGACAACAGUGGCUAUGUGGGAGCUUACAAGGGCAGCGGCACUUAUGAACAAAAAGUGAAAGAAGCAUAAUUCUGACGGAGUAUGAAACUUUGUUUUAGUAACUUAAAUUAAGCGUGUUAAAAAGCAGCAUGAUUAAAUUGGCUACUAUAUUUUUCAAGAGAAAACUAAUGUUCUGCAUAAUGUCUCGUGGGCCUAGCAUUAGAAACACUAAUUGGAGCCACCGAAAAAAGGAAAAAAAAAACAUAUAA
Molecule: messenger RNA, 846 nt
Organism: Epinephelus moara (kelp grouper)
Lineage: Eukaryota; Metazoa; Chordata; Actinopteri; Perciformes; Serranidae
Gene: tppp2
Product: tubulin polymerization-promoting protein family member 2
Exons: 4
Coding region: 131-667 (178 amino acids)
Biological process (GO): positive regulation of protein polymerization; microtubule bundle formation; microtubule polymerization
Cellular component (GO): microtubule
Molecular function (GO): tubulin binding
Source: RefSeq, a predicted model, not a curated record